This is a messenger RNA of Parus major (Great Tit), 633 nucleotides long. RefSeq names its product vesicle associated membrane protein 3 (gene VAMP3). Gene Ontology annotation, molecular function: SNAP receptor activity; syntaxin-1 binding. Lineage: Eukaryota; Metazoa; Chordata; Aves; Passeriformes; Paridae. Gene Ontology annotation, biological process: vesicle-mediated transport; vesicle fusion; SNARE complex assembly. The transcript is spliced from 6 exons. Gene Ontology annotation, cellular component: plasma membrane; SNARE complex. The record is from RefSeq and is a predicted model, not a curated record. The coding region runs from base 178 to 609 and encodes 143 amino acids.
UUGUUGAGCCCUGUGUCCCCUGCCUCAUUGCCAAGUGUGUGUUAGCAAGCCACUGCUGCCUCUUAGCACAGCAGGCAAUUUGUUGACAAGAUAUUUGGGACACUGCAUGACUUGCACCCACUGUCAGCUGUUAAAACACCAUUUCUCCAGUCAGCCAGUGUCCCUGGAAGUUCAAAUAUGGCUGCUGGCAGCAAUCGCCGGCUUCAGCAAACUCAGCACCAAGUAGAUGAGGUUGUUGACAUCAUGAGAGUGAAUGUGGACAAGGUAUUGGAGCGAGAUCAGAAGCUGUCAGAGCUGGAUGAUCGCGCUGAUGCCCUGCAAGCGGGGGCUUCCCAAUUUGAAACCAGUGCAGCCAAGCUGAAGAGGAAGUACUGGUGGAAGAACUGCAAGCUGUUGCCAAAGGUUGGAAUCAUCUUUGAUGUGGGCAAUAUUGAUAGCUGUUGUUGUCAUUAUCAUCAUCAUCAUUAUUGUCUGGAGUGCGGCUCCAUGAGUUACAAGAAGAAACUCAGUUCAACCGAAGGUGCCUUUGAGAAUCUUCUUCAGCCUCUCCACUUCAAACCUGAUGCCUUCUCAGCCCAUUUACUGCUAUUUAAAGCAAAACUAUUUUGAUUACCGAGAUGUUAACUAACUUUA